Messenger RNA from Musa acuminata subsp. malaccensis (wild Malaysian banana), 903 nucleotides. It is a transcript of the gene MSD1B-1, whose product is annotated as superoxide dismutase [Mn], mitochondrial. Gene Ontology annotation, molecular function: metal ion binding; superoxide dismutase activity. Gene Ontology annotation, biological process: superoxide metabolic process. Gene Ontology annotation, cellular component: mitochondrion. NCBI's taxonomy places the organism in Eukaryota, Viridiplantae, Streptophyta, Magnoliopsida, Zingiberales, Musaceae. The record is from RefSeq and is a predicted model, not a curated record.
GGAAAGAGACGACGGUGGUCGACUCACUCGAAGCAGCUCUCAGUCUGACAGGUGUUGCCAUGGCGCUUCGAGCCCUCUUCACCAAGACAGCCCCAACCCUAGCUUCCGGCCUCGGUCCCUUCGCCUCCGCCGGAGGCAGUGGGACGAGGUGGCAGGGGCUCUGCCACGCCCGGGGGCUCAAGGUCGCGGCGCUUCCGGACCUCGAGUACGACUACGGUGCCCUCGAGCCGGCCAUCAGCGGGGAGAUCAUGCGGCUUCACCACCAGAAGCACCACAAGGCCUACGUCUCCAACUACAACGACGCCCUGGAGAAGCUCGACGCGGCCAUGGCGAAGGGGGAUGUCCCCGCUGUGGUCCGUCUGCAGAGCGCCAUCAAGUUCAACGGCGGAGGCCAUAUCAACCACACAAUCUUCUGGAAAAAUCUCAAGCCUGUCAAUGAAGGUGGUGGCGAGCCUCCUCAUGCCACACUAGGUUGGGCAAUUGACACAGACUUUGGUUCCUUGGAGGCUCUGGUGCAGAAAAUGAAUGCAGAAGGUGCUGCCUUACAGGGAUCUGGAUGGGUGUGGUUAGCUCUAGAUAAGGAGAGGAAGAAGCUCCUGGUUGAAGCCACUGCAAAUCAGGAUCCACUAGUGACCAAAGGCGCAAACCUAGUUCCUCUGCUAGGUAUCGAUGUGUGGGAGCAUGCAUACUACCUGCAGUAUAAAAAUGUGAAGCCAGAGUAUCUGAAGAACAUUUGGAGUGUUAUGAACUGGAAAUAUGCCAGUGAAGUUUACGACAGCGAGAUCGCUUGAUGGAGAUGUUGUAUUGUAAGUUCUCUAGUGAGAUCCUCUACUGUGUUAAAAUAAGAUGGAUCUUUGCUAGCUUGAUGCUGUUUCCCUUUCUAAUGUAUCUACACCAUCAGUA